AUGUCGCAGAACAGUUCAACAGACAACUGCGUCCAUGUGGAAAAUUUUGUAAAGCGCUACUAUCUGCCGGUUAUGUACAGCGUCAUCUUUAUCGUGGGUACAGUGGGGAACAUCUCAGCUCUGGUGGUGUACGUGUUUAAAGUACGGCCCUGGACCAACACAACAAUCAUCAUGGUAAAUCUUCUCGUCAGUGACCUCCUACUCAUGUCCUCCCUGCCCUUCUUAGUUUACUACUAUACUCUCAAUGACACCUGGACGCUGGGACUUGGAAUGUGUCGCUUCACACGCUUCAUUUAUCAUUUUAACUUAUACGGCAGCAUCCUCUUCCUCACCUGUCUGUCCAUCUUCCGCUACAUUGGAGUCGUUCAUCCGUCGCAGGAGGAGAAAAUUAAGAAGGUGCACUGGGGUUUGCUGGCCUGUGUGUUGGUCUGGGUUGAUGUGGUGGCCAUGAUAUCUCCAAUCUUUAAUAACUUUGAAUUAAAAUUCCAAAACAACAAAACCGUAUGUCCGGACCUCGCCAGCAGUAACAUAAACUUCAUCUGGCCGUUUAGCUGGGUGAUGACUAUAGUGGGAUAUAUAUCGCCUCUAAUCGUGAUCUGUUUGUGUUACUGGCGUAUCAUGAGAAAGUUAGGAAAGGGUGCUCACACAAAGAGCAGGGCAAGAAUAAAGGCAAGAAGAGUUAUUGUGUUGAUAUGGACCUGCUUUUUUGUGUGUUACUUGCCUUUUCACGUACUACGAGCUUUGAGAAUUUACACAAGGAUCAUGCCGAAAGUCACCUGCAGGUUGGACCACGGUGUGCAAGCUGCAUAUACAGUAUCAAGACCGAUCGCUGUUUCUAACACAGUUUUUAACAUGAUGCUGUACACAUUGUCUGGGGAUUCCUUUAAACAGGCCUUCAUGGAUUUCUACAAGUUGAAAUAGAUUUACGGAAAAGAAGAGAUUUUUAAGGUGGCUGUGAUCAACAAAUCCUCAUCCGCCUUAGAGUAGCGUACACUGUAAAAACGUCGCAGCAUUUGAAGUUAAACAAUUUUAACUUGAAUUUAUAAGUUAUGUCAACUAAAGCCAAAACUUAAAACAGGUUAAAUUGACUUGUUUUUAAAGUGUAUGAUUAAAAGAAGUGAAAUGUUCAUGUUCCUAAAACCAAAUGCAUAUAUAUGUUUUUAUAUUUAAUUAUCGGCAUAAAUAUUUCCUUAAAUGAGCUGUUGGUAAUGAAAAGUCACUCACUAAAGCCAACAUUUGAAAGACAGUAAAUGACCAAUCAUCAUUCACUCUUUAAUCUACACUGUAAAAAUAACCUUGGUUUUGCAAGUCAAUUCAAUCUACUAUUUCCCUGCAAAAAUGAUUUCCUUACUUAGUAGUCAAGUCUUUUUUCAGUACAAAUAUCAAAAAAUUCUUGACCUAAGAAAAUAAGCUAAUUUUUCUUACAUUUUUCUUGAAUGAAUUAUUGAAGAAAAAAGUUCAAGAUUUUUUCCUUAUCCA
Molecule: messenger RNA, 1479 nt
Organism: Misgurnus anguillicaudatus (oriental weatherfish)
Lineage: Eukaryota; Metazoa; Chordata; Actinopteri; Cypriniformes; Cobitidae
Product: 2-oxoglutarate receptor 1-like
Biological process (GO): G protein-coupled receptor signaling pathway
Cellular component (GO): plasma membrane
Molecular function (GO): G protein-coupled receptor activity
Source: RefSeq, a predicted model, not a curated record